This is a messenger RNA of Apaloderma vittatum (bar-tailed trogon), 768 nucleotides long. Its product is annotated as roundabout homolog 1-like. The transcript is spliced from 7 exons. The record is from RefSeq and is a predicted model, not a curated record. The annotation marks the transcript as partial. Gene Ontology annotation, biological process: axon guidance; axon midline choice point recognition; Roundabout signaling pathway. Gene Ontology annotation, cellular component: neuron projection. Gene Ontology annotation, molecular function: axon guidance receptor activity. Lineage: Eukaryota; Metazoa; Chordata; Aves; Trogoniformes; Trogonidae.
AUGGAUGCCAGCGUCUCUGUUGUAGCUGUUAUUAAAGAUGGUAUCUUCAGCCGCAACACUGAAGUUAUGCAACAUAACGUUCCACCGUUUCUACGGGAUGACUUCAGACAAAAUCCAUCAGAUGUAAUGGUAGCAGUGGGUGAACCCGCAGUCAUGGAAUGUCAGCCCCCAAGAGGUCACCCAGAACCCACUAUAUCAUGGAAAAAAGAUGGGACCCCUCUAGAUGACAAAGAUGAAAGAAUUACAAUCAGAGGAGGAAAGCUUAUGAUCACAUACACAAGAAAGAAUGAUGCUGGCAAAUAUGUUUGUGUUGGAACAAAUAUGGUUGGAGAACGUGAAAGUGAAGUUGCAGAGCUCACCGUUUUAGAGAGACCAUCUUUCGUGAAGAGACCAAGUAAUUUGGCUGUAACUGUGGAUGACAGUGCGGAGUUUAAGUGUGAGGCAAGAGGUGAUCCAGUCCCUACAGUGAGAUGGAGGAAAGAUGAUGGGGAAUUGCCAAAAGCAAGGUACGAAAUCCGUGAUGAUCAUACCUUGAAAAUCCGGAAGGUUAUGGCAGGAGACAUGGGCUCAUAUACUUGUGUUGCAGAAAAUAUGGUUGGAAAAGCUGAAGCAUCAGCAACUCUGACAGUUCAAGUUGUGUCUGAGCCUCCACAGUUUGUUGUAAAGCCUCGAGAUCAGAUAGCUGCACUGGGGAGAACGGUGACUUUCCAGUGUGAAGCAACUGGAAACCCUCAGCCAGCCAUCUUUUGGCGGAGAGAAGGAAGUCAG